CUCUUGUUUCAUCUCUACACCUUUUUCAUUCACAAAGUUAAAGCUCUACGGGAACUCUUGAUUCAAGUUCACAUCAACUAAGAUCCUUGCAAACUGUAGCUUAUCUUUCUUCAUGGUUGCCUGAUCUAAUUUGACAGGUUUCCCACCAACAUUUGCAAGUUUAAACAGACACUUUCCUCCCCAAUAUCAUUAGGAAAUUGAAUCAGAUUGGGACUGAUUUAACCUCCUCUUACAAAACGUUCAUUUCUGGGUUCCAUUCCUUUACUAUAAGGGGUCUCUUAUCAAAGAAAUAGUGUCCACCUUCCAAUGCAUUGUUCUUACCCACAUAAUCAGUAAAUUGGGCAAUAUGAACACCAUUUUCAAUCGGGAUAAUUUUAUCUAUACCAUACUUUCCCCAAAUCCUAUUUAUUUAUCCAACAAAACAUGUUGCGCUGGUCUACCACCUUAACGCAAAACAGACGACAGAACGAAGUUCCCAAAUACUCUAAUUCCUCUUGUAUAUCUUCCAUGUCAAUUUUGAUUAAUGGAACAGUAGCUAAUGGUAAAUAGCACUUCUCACAAUCACUACCCUUCAAUUGAUAACCAGAAUUUCCCAAUUGCAUAUCAUAAUUGUUCAAUUCUGAUGAGAUUUUGAACAUUAUCUAAAGGAUUCAUCACAAUCGGAGAGUUGAGUUUGUUUGGGUUACCCUCAAUUUCCGCCAUAAAUGGAGUUUGAUGAGCAGAGUUCCCAUUCAGAGCAUCCAUCCAUGUCGCUUAUCCCUAUUUUGUUGUCCCCUAUCCCGUGUUGAACCUCCCUCCAUUAAAAUUCCAUCUUCCUCCGACGAAGUAUCUGGGCCCGAAUCAACAACGUUGCUGCCUUCAAGAUAUCGCUUAUUGUUGCAUUUUCACUCCAGACGUAGGCGUUGCUGGUCCUUUUGUCUUCCAUUGCCAUUCUUAGCUUGUUUUUCUCCCCCAUUUGAGCUUUCCUGGUAUGGCAGCCAGUGCGUGUGAACGCGUUGACAAAAAGCUUUUCUUGGAUUUUUCAAGUCUUUUCUUAGUCCCAGUUUAACUAUACAGAAAGUCUUCUUCUGUUGCUUGACUUCUACUAUUCAGUUGGAAGCCUGGUAAUUCAUAAGGAUCAGGACCGGGGGGAUCAAGCUCAUCUGACAAUGAUUUUCCCACGGUUAAAACAUGGUGUGAUUUAAAUGAUCUUCCGGACGAAGAUCGAAUUGUUCUCGAUCUGAAAUCGAGAGGUGCAAAUCUUCCCAAUAUUGAAGACAGGUAUCUUUUUGCAAUUGGGAAACAUGGGUUAAGGGUUACCGAAGGAGGCACCAUGAUAGAGGAUAAGCCUGUAACUUAUCCGGGUCAUGGUGGAGUGGUAUUCAGGAUAUUAGGAGAGUUUAAGGGAUGUGACGUUUCUACGUCUUUCUUCGUCGCCAAAGAAGAUAUCUACUAUUCUGUAAUCUCAACAGAUGGGGAAGUGAGUUGGCAAAUUUUGAAGGGAAGUUUAGUGGGUAUUGAAGGACUUGAAAAAUUGGCAGCUGGUUUCCAUGUUUCUUACGGGAAGAACUCAAAAGAUGGCAAGGUUAGAGAGGAAUUUAAGUAUUUAAUUGAUUCAGUUGGAUUAGAGUGUAUUUUAGGUGGUUUGUAUUUGAUCAAAUAUGGCGAAAGUGCGGCUGAGAAAUCUAUGGGGUUUGAAAUCAUUUGUUUACAUUUUGCCGAAGCUGUAAGAUUUAAUACUAUCUGUGAAUGGGUGAUGAAUGCCUUAAUCAAAGGUCAAAAGCUUUUAUUACCCACCAACAUACGAAGUUUUGUACGCAGUUGGCAAUCAAUUUCUUCGGUAAUGAGACUAGCGAUGCUGGAGCCCGAAAAAUACACAAGAAGAGAAUUGAUACAAAGAUUGAAUAAGUUCGAUGUCAAAAAUGAAGAAGAUUUGAACAAGUUUUGGGAUCAUGUAAUGAUAAUCCACAGAGAAACAGAAAAGCACAGGAAAUCAAGGAGGGAAAAGGAAAGGGCUAAGCACAACCAACCUCCUCUAUCAAGCACAGUUCAAGGUGGAUGGGAUGAUAAAGCGAAUGAGAAACUCAAGAAAACACGGGAAAUGCUCUUGAAUACUUUAGUUGAAUUGAGUGGGAAGAAAGAUAUAUGGAGUUGCAUUAAGAGAAUUUUUAAAACACACAAUGAGAUGGUUGCCCGUUCAAUAGCCUAUGAAACCGACAUGACCCUUGUGAAUGAAGAUUUCUCCCAUUGGAAGGAUGAUAAAGGUUCAUCUAAAAACGUACUUCCCCAUGGCACAAUUUCCUUUUAGUGAAUUUCUUGUUCUCUUCUGAUCAAGCUAACAGUUCUCUUCUUGGUCAAUGUUUCUUGCCAAGUAUGGUGGUGUGCCUUUUUGUUUAGUUGUCGAUAUGUAAUUCUGAUACUAUUUAAUUUGGAUGCAUAUGUUGAAUCUUGUUUUUUUUUUUUU
Molecule: messenger RNA, 2443 nt
Organism: Spinacia oleracea (spinach)
Lineage: Eukaryota; Viridiplantae; Streptophyta; Magnoliopsida; Caryophyllales; Amaranthaceae
Exons: 6
Coding region: 1313-2287 (324 amino acids)
Biological process (GO): negative regulation of translation
Molecular function (GO): rRNA N-glycosylase activity
Source: RefSeq, a predicted model, not a curated record